AUGAAAGGCUCACUUCUGGUUGCCGCCGCGGCACUCGGCGCCCAACAUGCCUCGGCCCAGUAUGCUACGGCUGCCAUGAUGCGGUUCCAGUGCUCGCAGCUCGUCAUCGAGCGGCUAGAUCCCCUAGUGAACCCCGGAGUGCUGGGAUCACCGCACUUGCACCAGGUCGUCGGCGGAAAUUCGUUCAAUGCGACCAUGACCCCGGUCCAGUACGAUCCAUCAAAGGAAUCCACCUGUACGACCUGUACCUUCUCCGAGGACUUCUCCAACUACUGGACCGCCAACAUCUACUUCCGCGCCAGGAACGGCAGCUACAAGCGUGUGCCGCAGAUGGUGAACCUGGGCCUCCAAGGGAAAGGUGGUGUCACGGUCUAUUACAUCCCACCCUACGAUGGCAAGACCAAGGUCACCGCUUUCAAGCCGGGCUUCCGCAUGCUCGUGGGCGACGCUUCCCUGCGGACAGAGAAGGGCAUGCAAAAGCAGAUCUGCCACCGGUGCCUGCCAAAUGUCGAGCAGAACCCCUUCGGCGGUGCGCCCUGCACGGGCGACGACACGGCGGCGUUCCCGAGCAAGCCGUGCCCCGGCGGUAUCCGGUCGACCAUCACUUUCCCGACAUGCUGGGACGGCAAGAACGUCGACUCGCCGGACCACAAGAGCCACGUCGCCUACCCCAGCAGCGGCAGCUUCGAGACCACGGGGCCCUGCCCGGCAAGUCACCCCGUUCGGCUGCCCCAGCUCAUGUACGAGGUCAUCUGGGACACGCGCGAAUUCAACGACCCGUCGAUGUGGCCCGAGACCGGGCAGCCGCUGGUGUACUCGAUGGGCGACAACACUGGAUACGGCCAGCACGGCGACUACAUCUUCGGCUGGAAGGGCGAUGCGCUCCAGCGUGCGCUGGACGCCCGCUGCACCGGCGACCGUUGCUCUGCGCUCACCACGCAAACCGCCGAGCAGGCUACAGCGUGCCAGAAGCAGCCGGCCGUGAAGGAAGAGACGGAAGGAUGGUUGGAUGCUAUUCCUGGGGGCGUGCAUGCUGGAAUGUAG
Thermothielavioides terrestris NRRL 8126 is the source of this 1044-nucleotide messenger RNA. RefSeq lists its product as uncharacterized. The coding region runs from base 1 to 1044 and encodes 347 amino acids. The record is from RefSeq and is a predicted model, not a curated record. NCBI's taxonomy places the organism in Eukaryota, Fungi, Ascomycota, Sordariomycetes, Sordariales, Chaetomiaceae. The transcript has 5 exons.